Messenger RNA from Fusarium redolens, 1989 nucleotides. Its product is annotated as glycosyl hydrolase family 81-domain-containing protein. Bases 1 to 1989 code for a protein of 662 amino acids. The transcript is spliced from 11 exons. The record is from RefSeq and is a predicted model, not a curated record. Gene Ontology annotation, molecular function: endo-1,3(4)-beta-glucanase activity. NCBI's taxonomy places the organism in Eukaryota, Fungi, Ascomycota, Sordariomycetes, Hypocreales, Nectriaceae.
AUGGGCAUGUCUGGAAAUCAGGACGUCUUCACCACCCAGAGAAUCGCAACAACACCUUUUCCUUACGAAUCGUCCCUGGAUGGUCACGGUGUUUGCUUUGGGAUCGGUCAAGAUCACAACUUUGACGGCACCUCCAUCAAGGUGCCUACUCAGCGAGAUUGGCGUGCUUCGUUCAGUGAACACAGCGGGACUUUUGAUAGCCAUAAAGCUAUCGCGUUCGACACUCAGACAAUGGCAGUCCAGUACUUCCAAGACGACUCGUCUAUGACAGCACAUCUUGUACCAGGGUCGCCGUACAUGACCUUCGAAUUGAACGGAGGCAUCAAGUCGUUUAACGGGAAGGCUCUGAGCGUGAGUGACCAAGGCACCAAGUUUACCAUCGUCGGCACAAAGGGCACCACAUAUCUGAUCUAUUCGGACUCAACCAUCAAGCUUACCGCCAAGACUGACAAUGAGAACAAAGGGACCCUUGUUGCGAGCGACAAGUUCAGCGGCAUCAUCCGACUGGUGAUGCUUAGGGAUCCUAGCCAUCAGACACUCUUGAAUUCCUAUUCAACGGCGUACCCUGUGUCAGUGGCUCAAGAUUAUUCCAUCAGUGUUGAUUCAGGCACGGUGACUUUCAAGUGGGAGACAAAGGGCACUGGUGACUUGCUAAUGCUCACCUGGCCGCAUCAUCGCGAAGCGCUACAGAGCCCUAACUCUCCUCAGCCAACAGCUCUGAGCUAUUUGACCUUGAAGGGGUGGAUAUACCCAACGCUCGGAAAUACUUGGAGAUUGACGUACAAGUUGAGUGCGAUAACUUGGAACGCGCCGCGUGACGUGGAUCCCUCCUGUAAGGAAUCAGUUGUGAACGGUCUCAAAUACGAGGUCGGCCAACUCGACGCGUCCAAGGCUCCUGCGCCAAACGAUUUCUACUUUUGGGGCGGCACGCUCGCUGCUAAGUCCCGUCUAGCACUGAUCGCUGAUCACGUUCGAAGCAAGGAUCUCAUCGACCCCGUUAUCAAAUAUCUGAAGGCGUCUUACGACGGCUGGUUCAGCGCAGCCAGCAAGACUCUCCCUGCUUAUGAGACAACUUGGGGCGGCGUUAUUAGUAAAGAGGGUGCCACAAAUUCCAGGGUCGACUUUGGCAACGGCUACUUCAACGAUCAUCACUUCCACUACGGUUGCUUUCUUCAUAUCGCCGCAGUGAUCGCCAAGUACGAUGCAAACUGGCUGAACCAGCACAAAGGAUACGUCACCCUUUUUGCCCAAGACAUCAUCAACCCUUCAGCGGAAGAUCUCUACUUUCCAAUCACACGUUGUCGAGAUUGGUUCGCCGGCCAUUCAUGGGCAUCUGGCAUUGCUAACGGGGUGGGUAGCCGCGAUCAAGAAUCUGUCGGCGAGGCUGUCAAUGGUUACUGCGGCGCGAUGCACUGGGCCGCGAUAGCGCUUGACGGGGCCUGGCUGUUCUGGGGUGCUGAGAAGGUGCAGAUUGCUGCGAUCCAGAUUCUUCCAGUCACACCUGUCAACGAGGUUAUGUACGACGCCGAGUGGGUCAGUAAUGUUUUCUCUUACACGAUGCCGGAGCUAGCGAAUGCAUCAUACGCCGACUCAUGGAAAUCUGUCAUCUACGUAGCCUAUGCCAACGCCAAACCGCAAGAAGCUGCUGCAUGGAGCACCAACCUGAGCGACUGGGCACGCGUCUCGACCAAUAACGCCGAUACCUUCUCUAGUGCCUAUGUCCCUAACGCUGGUAUCCUGCAACUCACCAGGAACAAGCAAUUUGUGACGGCGGAUCAGUCUGGCGCCUCGGCGCUCUCGGCAGCUCGCGCAACGGCGAGUACCUGGGAGCGAUUUGCCAUCCGUCCGAAAGUGGGUGAGAGCCAGGGUGUGCUUUCCAUCAAAGUAGCUAGUAACGGGAAGUAUGUGAGAGUUAGCGGUGAUGGAUCACUGGUUAAUGAUGGUGCGGUUGAGGAAAACGCCACUGGGUUUCGCUUUGUCAACGCCUGA